AUGGAGUUUGAUUAUAUUUUUGGAACUUCUAAUAAUAGUACUACAGACAUUAUAGAGUCAGACAGUGUUUUUAAACUUUUUAAAAAUAGUAUCAUAGAUGUUAUAGAGUUAGACCAUGUUUCUGUUAUUUCUAAUUAUACUAUGAAUAUUAUAAAAUCAGAUCAUAUGUUUGUUACUUCUAAUAAAAAUACUAUAAACAUUACAGAGUUAAAUCAUGCUUUGUAUAUUACAGAGUUAGAAAAUGGUUUUAAACCCUUUGAUGAAGUUCUUGUAGAUAAUAAUAUUGUAGAAUCAGGAUGCAUUUUUACAACUUUUGAUAAGGCUUGUGCAACUAUUGAGAGAUAUGCUGCACAAACAAAUACU
Cetraspora pellucida is the source of this 363-nucleotide messenger RNA. Lineage: Eukaryota; Fungi; Glomeromycota; Glomeromycetes; Diversisporales; Gigasporaceae. The record is from the annotation of a GenBank genome assembly.